AUUGCUAAGCAUCAAGCGUUAUUUUCUAACAAAUGUAAUUCCUCCACUUUAAUUGUAUUUAUUUUCUUAAAAUUGUCUUUAAUUAGCAUUAAAUCAUUGCGUUUAUUUACCAACUUUAUGCAUGAAUGACUAAUGGAUACUUAGAUAAAGAUUAAAUAUCUACAAAUCAAACAUAUGCAAUUAUAAACAAAAACAAAGAUAACACUUUUUGCAUCUUGACAAUGGCAUCCAAGCGCAAAUCUUUGGGCAAACCCUUUGCUAGUGGACACCAAAAAACUACACAAAAUCCCAAAAAUCAAGAUAAUCCCGACUCAGAAACCGAAGACAAUAAUUUAGACGCUGCAAAUCUGUCGGAUGAUGAAGAGGGAGGAACCCGCAUUGGUGACAUUUACAUUCCCCCGCCAAUAAAGCCAUACUGUUCCACGGAGAGCAAAGGACCGCGACUUAUAAUCAAACAAAUAGAAAAUGUCAAUUUCAAGAGUUAUGCUGGCAAAGUUGUCCUUGGACCAUUCCACCACUGCUUCACAGCCAUUAUCGGACCCAACGGCAGCGGCAAAAGUAAUGUCAUUGAUUCUAUGUUAUUUGUGUUUGGUUAUCGUGCCCAAAAAAUUCGUUGCAAGAAACUAUCAGUGUUGCUCCACAAUUCUGCUCGAUAUCCCAAUAUGCAGCGCUGCUCUGUCGCUGUCCAUUUUAUCCAGGUAGUGGACAAGGAAGACGGUAGCUGCGAAGAGAUUGCCAAUACUGAUAUUGUUGUCGAACGAACUGCAUUUCGUGAUAACACCUCAUAUUACACCAUAAACGGUCGUCGAGUGCAGUUUAAAGAAGUCGCAAAGCUCUUAAAGCAACACAAUAUCGAUCUGGACCACAAUCGAUUUCUCAUCUUACAGGGAGAAGUAGAAUCCAUUGCAAUGAUGAAACCGAAAGGUCAGACUGAAAACGAAUGUGGUAUGCUGGAGUAUUUGGAAGACAUUGUUGGAACAACUCGCUACAAAGAACCACUUGUUAAAAUCAACAGCCGUGUUGAACAACUCACUGAAGAGCGUACUGAGAAGCACAAUCGAUGUAAGCUGGCCGAACGUGAAAUGAAAGAUUUGGAACAACCGUACAAUGAGGCUGUAGAGUAUCUUAAAUUGGAGAACCAGCUAACUAGGACAACAAAUCUACAAAUUCAAAAGUAUUUAAGCGAGAAGAAUAAAAAACUCGAAGAAUACACUAAGGAGCAGGAGGGAAUUGCAACAGAGUUAAAAGAGCAUGACGCUGAGGUAGUAUCUCUGAAAACGGAGAGAUUGGCAAAGGAAAAAGCGAUGAAAGAAGAAAUGGCGCAAUUUGAAAAGCUGCAAAAAAACGUAGACCAGCUAAAACAAAAUCACGAAAAAGCCUUAAGUGAUGUAACCGAAGUUCAAACAACAAUGCAAGCCACAAAUAAACGACGAAAACAAAAUAAGACACAAUUAGAAAAAUUGGAAAAUGAAUUGAUCGACCUGCAUAAAGUACCAGAAAAAAAUAAAAAAGAAAUCGAAGAGUGUGAAAAGAAAUGUGAAAAGCUUUCUAAACAAAAAGGUGAUUUGGAAGAACAACUCCAGCGUAAUUAUACCGAACUUGAGGAGCAAACGAAACCACUUAUAGAACAACGUGAAGUUCUCGAAACUGAGCUGAUAGAUCUAAAAAAAAAUGUUGAUGAGGCUAAAGCCGAUCUGGCACUUUCCGAACAAGAACUUAAAAUUUUAAAACAUGACGAGACUCAAGAGAAGCGAAAAUACGAAUCGCUUAAAACUUCUUUUGAUGAUUCACAGACAGGGCUUGACCAGAAGCAAGAAAAAUUGCACGAGUUACAACAAACGAUUCCCGAGCUUGUAAAACAAAUGUCUGAAAAAACAAUUGAAUUGCAAACCAAUCGAAAAGAAGAAGAGGCAUUGCAAGCUCGAUUAUUGUCGCUCAAGGCCGAGAUAAAUGAAAAAGUUAGUAGCUUUCAAGCAACACGUUCAAACAAUAGAGUACUAGAUUUUCUGAUGAAGCAAAAGAACGAAGGGAAAAUUCCUGGUAUAUUGGGAAGGCUUGGUGAUUUGGGCGCUAUUGAGUCGAGAUACGAUGUAGCAAUAUCAACAGCAUGUGGGCGACUUGAUAACAUAAUUGUUGAUUGUGUAAACACAGCACAGCAAUGUAUUGAAUAUCUUAAGCGUUAUGACGUAGGUAGAGCCUCAUUCAUUGCUUUGGAGAAAGUAUGCCAUCUUCAAAAUCAAAUGCAGAGAAUAAACACGCCUGAGAAUGCGCCGCGACUAUUUGAUCUAGUCAAAGUAGAGGAUGAGCGUGUGCUGCCUGCUUUUUAUUUCGCUCUUCGAAAUACUCUUGUAGCAACAGAUUUAGAACAAGGCUCCCGCAUUGCAUAUGGGGCUAGGCGCUAUCGUGUUGUCACUUUAAAUGGUGAUUUAAUUGAAACUUCUGGAACAAUGUCAGGUGGCGGUCGCACACAAAUUCGUGGCAAAAUGGGAACUAAAGUUCAAACUAAAACCAAACCUUCAGAUAACGAAUCAUCUCUAAUAUCGCAAAAAGCUCUUGAAGACAUGCAAGUUCAGGCCGAAGAAAUUCAGUCCAGAAUCAAUUUUUGUCAAGAAGAACAAGGCCGCUUAGAACGUGAGCUCUAUCAACUCAAUGGAAAAAAACAAAGUCUUGAAGCUGAAAUAAACAAACUUAACAUCACAAUUAACAGCUUAAAAGAACAAUUGCCUAGAAUUAAAGAUCAAUUACAAGCACAGAAGAUUCGCAUGGAAAAAACAACUUCUGAUGCAGCCAAAGUAAGCCAGAUCGAAGCUCAAAUCGCAGUUAAACGUAAAUCUUUCGAGCAAUCAGACAACGCAGCAAAUAAAAUAACAACUAAAAUUGACGAAAUUAAGAAAAAAAUUGAAAAUAUACACGGCGAGAAAGUCAAAUCAGUUCAAAACAAAAUUAACAAUUUAAACAAGCAAAUUAAAACACUUACCAAUAAUGUGUCAAAACUCAAUGUCGAAAUAACUACAUCUGAGAGGAAUUGGAAAAAAACCGAAACUAAAAUUGAAAGUUUAAAAAACGAAAUUAAAACUGCAGAAGAUGAAAUUCGUGCUCUCAGUGUGGACAGGGAAAAAUUAAAUGUGCUUGCUGCUGAAUUGUUGGAAAAAUUUGAAGCAGCGAAAACUGAAAUAGAGAAUGCUAACAGUGAAUCAUCAAAUGUGAGUAAAGAAAUCGGCGAAAUUCAAAAGAAAGAAAAUGCAUUAACAUUGAAGCGGGUCGAAAUAGAGCAAAAUUUACAAACAAUCGAAAAGAAAAUCGCCGAUGUUAAACGAGAACUGCCUCAUUGGCGAAAUAAACUGAAACCGUUAAAGCUGCAUGAAAUACCAGGCGAAACCGAACCCGUUGAACCAUUGAAAACUUUCACCGAAGAAGAACUUGCAACUCACAAACUGCAAGACAUUCAGUAUAUGUACUCGGUGCAGGAACAAAAGUUGGAGUCAAAGAAGCCAAAUCUGUCAUGCAUUCAAGAAUAUAUUAAUAAACGUGAAGUGUAUCUGGAGCGAGUUAAAGUUCUAGAAGACAUAACCACCAAGCGUAAUGAGAUGCGACAAUUGUACGAUGAUGUGCGGAAAAAACGCUACAAUGAGUUUAUGCAAGGUUUCCAUAUUAUUACGAGAAAGCUCAAGGAAAUGUAUCAAAUGAUAACUCAAGGGGGUGAUGCUGAGCUAGAAUUAGUGGAUUCAAUGGAUCCGUUUACAGAAGGGGUAUCAUUCAGUGUUAGACCUCCAAAGAAAACCUGGAAGAAUAUAUCGAAUUUGUCUGGUGGUGAGAAGACGCUUUCAUCGCUGGCUCUUGUGUUUGCUUUGCAUUACUAUAAACCAUCACCUCUGUAUUUUAUGGACGAAAUUGACGCGGCAUUAGAUUUUAAAAAUAUAUCCAUUGUGGCGCAUUACAUUAAGGAAAGAACAAAGAAUGCGCAGUUUAUUAUAAUUUCGCUACGUUCGAACAUGUUUGAGCUUUCCGACUUUAUCGUUGGUAUAUUUAAAGUUCGUGAUUGUACAGACGCUGUCACUAUUCGCAAUAAAAUUGUCACAAAUGCUAUAAGGUUGACUCAGAAUGAAACUUCAAAUGAAUUAGGAGGGCCUGUACCCCAAUCAGAAAGCACCGCCUUAUCUCAAACGCUGAUUACGAAUAAUGAACAUACAAUAAUUUCCCAAGUUUCAUCAAUAGAACUUAAUGCAACGAGCAGUAUUACUGAUUCAUUUUUCAAAAAACCCAAACCGCCACCGCCACAAACAUCUGUUUAGUGUUUUUAAUAUCAAUUAUUCAAAACUACAAUAUUUUUUUUUUAAUAAUAAUAAGAAUUUGAUUUUGUUUAAUUUCUUUACUGUACAAAGACUUGUAUGUUUUAAGUUAUCCCUUUUUUCUCAACUGUUCAUUUACAUAGAUUUAAAUAACCUUAACAUUUUUUGUUCUUUUGUAAACCCCUGGUAAACGUGUUAUUAUUAUUUUUCGUUUAUUUUUUCGACAAAAUUAUAAAAA
Messenger RNA from Episyrphus balteatus (marmalade hoverfly), 4527 nucleotides. RefSeq names its product structural maintenance of chromosomes protein 4 (gene glu). Gene Ontology annotation, molecular function: protein binding; ATP binding; ATP hydrolysis activity. The record is from RefSeq and is a predicted model, not a curated record. The coding region runs from base 222 to 4292 and encodes 1356 amino acids. Lineage: Eukaryota; Metazoa; Arthropoda; Insecta; Diptera; Syrphidae. Gene Ontology annotation, cellular component: chromosome. The transcript has 8 exons. Gene Ontology annotation, biological process: mitotic chromosome condensation.